AUGGAGCCCCACAUUUCUAUUUUUUAAGACCUUGAAUCAAAUAAUAAACUAAAAUUCUUAGGUGUUUAACUAAUUUUAGGAUUUUAACUCAUCCAUUACUUUUAUUUUUGUUUUAGAACAUAUAAGAAAUAAUCAUCCUUUUUUAAUCAGAUAGGUAUUUUUAAUUAUAUAUAAUUUAGGACCAACAAUGAUAUUAAAGACUUGUCUUAUUUUGUCAUUUUAUAUAUUGUUUAAGAAAAUUAAGUAUUCAUCUGAUGAAUUUAUUAUGGGUCAUUUGAUAAUUGGAAUAAUUUUUCAAAUUGGAGUAUUACUUUAUGAAAAACAAUUUGCUUAGAUUGUGUAUUAAUUUACUAUAAUGGUACAAUAUUCAUAUUUUGUAUAAUAAAUGACAGAUGACUCAAUAAGAUUUCUCUGUCAGGCAACAUAAUAUACAUAAAGUUUAGUUUUUAUUUAUCAUUUAUAUCAAAUGAUUAAAAAUAAGAAUGGCACAACUUUGAGUCCUUUACAAUUAAAGUUACAUAUUUUAGAAUCUAUGCUCUAAAUUACAAUAAGUCUAACAGAAAAAUAUGAUAUUAUUUCAAAUGGAGCAGGAAUUGUAUAUUUAUUAUCUUCAAUGUUCUGCUUAAGAGUAUAAAAAGAAUUGUUCUAAUUUUAAGAAAAGAAAGUAAGUGGAAAGUAGAAAUCUUAAUGA
Messenger RNA from Paramecium sonneborni, 691 nucleotides. The record is from the annotation of a GenBank genome assembly. Lineage: Eukaryota; Ciliophora; Oligohymenophorea; Peniculida; Parameciidae.